AUGGUAUUAUUUACGCACCUAACGAUCAGAUUUAUAGAAAUUAUAACUUCUUGGUUCUUAUGUUACAUGGUAUUUGGUAAGAUGGUAAUAGUUGCUGAAGGUUUAAUUGAUAAAACCAGUGUCCUUAAAAAUCUAACCAAACCUGGAUUUAAUUUUGCGCAACUACUAGCAACUAACGCAAAGUAUUCUCCCAUGACCAAUCAGUGUUCUCUGAGAAUAUAUGGUGGACAAAAAGCUGCCAGAGGCUCUGUACCGUAUCAGGUAGCUUUAAGAAGAGUAGUACAAAGAGGUAGACGAUGGGUCCUUUUUUGUGGAGGAGCAAUUGUUACUCCAAAGCACGUUGCAACAGCAGCACACUGUUUCGAGGCAAUGAGAUUACGACAGACGAGAGUUAUAGCUGGCACUGUGGCAUCCAGUGUGCUGGUGAGGGGAAGAAGUAAAUUUGAGAGACUGGCUUCCCUGAUGGAAAUACAACGUACUGAAACUUGGAGAAAAAUUGCUAAAUGUUAUGAACAUUCGCGAUAUAAUAGAAAGAAAAUAGUUAAUGAUUUUGCUGUAUUACAGAUAGAGAAAGCUUUCAUAUUUUCGAGUGUGGUACAACCAAUCCCCAUAUUGACUGCAAAGGUAGAAGAAAGUGUAAACGUACCGGACGAUACACUCUGCUUGGUUUCAGGAUAUGGCUUAAUGGAAUAUCGUCAACAUUCUCUUACACUCCGAAAAGUUUGUGUGCCAACAGUGUCUUAUGCUUCCUGCGCACGAUUUUAUAGGUUAGCCUCAGACAAAACCCAAGUCUGUGCCGGUAGCAGGGGGAAAGAUAGUUGCCAGGGCGAUUCUGGUGGUCCAAUGACGUGCAAGGGAUAUCUCAUUGGUGUAGUAUCAUUUGGUGGCAAGUGUGGUGAGGCACCUGGAGUCUACACACGCAAAUUUGUGUUUGCAAAGAAAAUAUCAACGUUUGAUAAUAAUACCUUCGAUUUCCGGGAAAUAGUAAAAGAGAAUGAAAGAUAUCCUUCUCUAACGAAUAUAUGUCAGCUGAGAAUAUAUGGUGGAGUAACAGCUACUCGGACUGAUGUACCAUACCAGGUAGCACUAAGAAGAGAAGAAAACGGGGGUCAAUUAUGGAUUGCCAUUUGUGGAGGAGCAAUCGUAACUGAAAAUUAUGUAUUGACAGCCGCCCACUGCCUCGAAAUACCGAGGUCAAACAUAAGGUCAUAUAGAGUAAUUGCUGGAACAAUUCGCUCCAGUGUAUACCUUUUUGGAGAUAUAGCUUCAAGAACAGCGUCACUGCAAGAGUUUCAAGCCAAAGAAACGUGGAGACGAAUUGCUGAAUAUUAUAAACAUGCAUUUUACAAUAGGAAAACGAUUCGCAAUGAUAUUGGUGUUAUUCUGCUAGAUAAGCCUUUAGAGUUUUCGGAAUUUAUCAAACCCAUUCGGAUGAUCAAUGGUGAGACACCGAUAGAAAGCGAAACUCUCUGCACAACUUCUGGUUUUGGUCUCAUGGAAUGGACUAAACCGUCCCCUUUUCUGCGUUAUGUAUGCGUGCCCGUUGUUCCCUUCUACUCUUGCAAAAAACAUCAUGACCCAAUGUUAUAUUCAAGUUAUACACAAAUAUGUGCUGGGUCAUACGGAAAGGAUAGUUGUCAGGGUGACUCUGGUGGUCCGAUGGCGUGCAAAGGACUUCUGGUCGGUUUGGUGUCUUUUGGUGCUAGAUGCGGUGAAGCGCCAGGAGUGUAUACGUUGGUAUCAGGUUACACAUCGGCCGCUAAAGUACCCUUUGUCAAAAGUGGAUCUGUUAAAGUGAAUUUUACAUUUACGUUGACACUGUUAUAUUUGUACAGUGUAUAUUGUCUGGUAUGGUUAUUGACUCAAGUUGGAACCAUGACAGUUAUAUUGAUUUUAUAUACUAUAGAUAUGGGCUAUUGUUAUUUGGAUAUGUCCGAUUUAGAUUUUCGGGAUGUAAUACUGCAAAAUAGAAAGUAUCCUCCUCUAGAAGAUAGAUGCCAUCUAAGAGUAUAUGGUGGUGUAACAGCUGCUGCAGGGGAUAUUCCAUAUCAGGUAGCCAUCAGAAAGCAAAAAAAUCAGGGCCGUGUUUGGUCGGUUUUUUGUGGGGGAGCAAUUGUAACUACGACACAUGUUGUUACUGCCGCGCACUGCUUUGAUUCAUUGGGUCCAGACUUUUUAAACACAACCAGAGUCAUAGCCGGAACCGUCAGUUCUAAUAUAAAUCUGUUUGGGAAUAAAAACGCUCGAAGGGUUCUACUAGAAGAACUUGAAACUACGGAAACUUGGAGACAAAUCGCUGAAUGCUACAUACAUGCUGAUUACAAUAAAGCGAAAAUUCGAAAUGAUUUUGCUGUGCUAGUGCUAGACCAACCCGUAGUAUUUUCAAACACAAUCAAACCUAUACGGAUGGCAGAUUAUAAUACAAAAUUACAAGCCGACACCCCUUGUACUACUUCAGGAUAUGGUCUUAUGGACGGGAGCAAACCAUCUCCUUCACUUCGGUAUGUGUGUAUACCACUUGUUCUUUAUACCAAGUGCAAACAAACUUUUCCCAUCUUACAUUCUAGUUACACUCAAAUAUGUGCUGGUUCCGAAGGAAAAGACAGUUGCCAAGGUGACUCCGGUGGUCCAAUGGCAUGCAAGGGAGUUUUGAUCGGUCUGGUAUCUUUUGGUGCUAAAUGUGGUAAAGCUCCGGGAGUAUACACGCUAAUAUCAGGUUUUACUAAAGGCAACAGAAUACCUUUAGUCAAAAGUUUUUCGACACCAAUGAGUAACGCUGAAGGUUCAAAGAAAAAUAAUAAACCAUUUGAUUUUCGGGACGUAGUACAGGAAAAUAAAAAAUAUACUGGUAUGCCUAAUAUAUGUCAGUUUAGAAUAUAUGGAGGCAUGGUAGCUUCUCAAGACGAUGUUCCUUACCAGGUCGUCAUAAAUAGAAAAUUUAACUUUGAAAAAACAUGGAUAAAUUUAUGUGGGGGAGCAAUAAUCACUAAAAAACAUGUGCUAUCAGCUGCCCAUUGCUUUCAGUCUAAAAGCAGAAAACACCUUCAGGCAAUGAGAGUAGUAGCUGGGGCUGGUCAAUCCACUCUACGUAUUGUUUACGAUAAGUAUAAUAGACGCUCUUUAGUACGACGAUUGAAUGUAACCGGCAUUUGGAGAAGAAUAGCUGAUUGGUAUAACCAUGCGAAGUACGAGAAAAAUACGGUGGUUAACGACAUAGCUGUGUUGGUGCUAGAACAAAAAAUUAAAUUUUCGGAUAAGAUCUAUCCUGUUCGGAUGAUUACUGGAGAUACAAAGUUAACGCAGGAGACUCUUUGCGUUACUUCUGGAUUUGGAUUAACCGAAGAGAACAAGCUAUCGUCAGUCCUUCAAAUGGUGUGUGUCCCAAUUAUACCUUUGAGCGCGUGCAAGAAAAUUUAUAGCGGUUUGUAUUUAUCAGAUGAAGUACAAAUUUGUGCUGGCUCGUACGGGAAAGAUAGUUGCCAGGGUGACUCGGGCGGUCCACUGGUAUGUAAAGGUAUUUUAACCGGUAUAGUAUCUUUCGGUGCUGAUUGUGGUUUAAGCCCCGGCAUCUAUACAUCUAUCGCAAGCUACACUACCGGUGGCGCUAACAUAAAGUAUUUGUUUGGUCUCGGAGCCAGUAGAGGGUCGUCCAUUAAUCACGUGAUGUUUUUACCAAUUUUAACCUCCUGGUGA
Messenger RNA from Arctia plantaginis, 3693 nucleotides. The record is from the annotation of a GenBank genome assembly. Lineage: Eukaryota; Metazoa; Arthropoda; Insecta; Lepidoptera; Erebidae.